This is a messenger RNA of Aedes aegypti (yellow fever mosquito), 3103 nucleotides long. Its product is annotated as periodic tryptophan protein 2 homolog. Bases 200 to 3076 code for a protein of 958 amino acids. Gene Ontology annotation, cellular component: small-subunit processome; Pwp2p-containing subcomplex of 90S preribosome. Gene Ontology annotation, biological process: maturation of SSU-rRNA from tricistronic rRNA transcript (SSU-rRNA, 5.8S rRNA, LSU-rRNA); ribosomal small subunit assembly. The record is from RefSeq and is a predicted model, not a curated record. Gene Ontology annotation, molecular function: protein binding. The transcript has 7 exons. NCBI's taxonomy places the organism in Eukaryota, Metazoa, Arthropoda, Insecta, Diptera, Culicidae.
GUGGACCGCAUAACAACAGUGGGAGAGAGCGACGCCGACGCCGCCGGACGCUUUUACGCGAGAGAAACGUCAUUCGUGCCGCGAGCGCACAUGGUGUUUGUUUACUUCGCAUGCAGCGGAUCGUGUUCUAUAUUAGCUCGUAGUAAAUUCAAUUUAAAUAGUUAACUGUUUCAAUAGUUGUCAGCCAAUUGUGAACGAAAUGAAGUUCGCUUAUAAGUUCAAAAACCUGCUGGGCUCCGUGUACCGGAAAGGUACCCUUAUAUUCAGCCCCGAUGGAAACUCUGUCAUCAGUCCGGUGGGCAAUCGGAUCACGAUUUUCGAUUUGAAGAACAACAAAUCGCACACCCUUUCGCUGGAGAGCGAACACAACUACACGGCGCUGGAUUUAUCUCCGAACGGAUGCAUCCUGGUGGCGGUCAACGAAACCGGCGAGGCCCAGAUGAUCAGUAUGAUUUCCCACACCGUGAUCCAUCGGUACAAGUUCAAGGGGGAAGUGAAACACCUGCGGUUCAGUCCGGACGGGAAGUUCUUCGCCGCCUCGGUCAGCAAUGCGAUUCUUGUUUUUCGAGCCCCGGGGGAGCUGAGUGGGACCUACAACUCGUUUGUGGUUCAGCGGGCAUUCGAGAUUGCGUACGAUGAGACGACGUUCAUCGAUUGGGCUUGUAACUCGAAGAUUCUCGCUGUUGGAUCGAAGGACAACUCGGUUCGAGUGCAGGGCGUAGAGUUCCUCAGGAACUUCAGACCGUUUAUUCUGGGUGGCCACCGAGACGCAAUUGUGGGAUGUUUCUUCGAGGAAACAACGCUGGACGUCAAUACGGUCAGUAAGGAUGGUUUACUGAUGCUGUGGGAAUGUAGUGUUGAAGUAGACGAUAUUUCAACGGGUUAUAAGAACGAGACAUGGGAUGUUCCUUCCUUAAAGAAGCAAAAAGAGAAGGAUGAAGAUGAGCUGGAGGAUGACAUCGAGGCCGACAAGGAUUAUGAAAAAUCCGGCAAAGAAAAGGACGACAACGUUGAACACGUUCAGGGAGAUUUCGACAAAGAUGAUGAUCGAGACCUGAAGGGAAGAUUGGUUAAGAAGGAACCUAAAAAGGAUUUCAAAUAUAAGCGACUUGCUCGGCACUAUCUGGCGGAUGAAGCCCGGAAAGAGAAUCCGAAAGCGAUUGUCACAGCUGCGGCGUACCACAAGAAAAUGAAGAUACUUAUAACCGCCUUUUCCACCGGAGUCUUCUAUCUUCACGAGCUUCCUGACGUCAAUAUGAUUCACUCGUUGAGUAUAUCCGAUUUCCGGAUUGAUUCAGUUACCUUCAACAAUACCGGAGACUGGCUUGCAUUGGGAGUUCCCGAAGUCGGCCAAUUACUGGUUUGGGAGUGGCAGAGCGAGCAGUACAUCAUGAAACAGCAGGGUCAUUCAACGGGAUUGAAUUGCGUUACAUACUCACCAGACGGUCAACUCCUGGCCACAGGUGGCCUGGAUGGAAAGGUCAAACUGUGGAACAUCUCCAACGGGUUCUGCUUCGUCACGUUUACCGAGCAUUCCAGCGCCGUUACUUCCGUUGAAUUCAGUGGAAACAAAAAGUUCUUUGUAACUGCAUCUCUUGAUGGAACCGUUCGUGCCUACGAUAUCGUCCGAUACAGAAACUUCCGGACGUUCACCUCGCCUGAACCGGUCCAGUUCGCAUCGGUGGCGGUGGAUCAUUCCGGGGAGCUGGUCGCUGCCGGUGGUCAGGAUGUUUUUGAAAUCUAUCUGUGGUCCAUGAAGCUCGGCCGUCUCCUGGAAGUCCUAAGUGGUCACGAAGGUCCUGUCGUCACCUUGGCAUUCUCUCCAGUUGCUUCAUCCUCCACCAUGGUGUCCGGUUCCUGGGAUAAAACGAUACGUGUGUGGGACUGUUUGGAAUCAUCGGGCGCAAGUGAAACCAUCGAUGUUGCGUCGGAUGUGCUUUGUGUGGCAUUCAAACCGAAUGGCGAAGAAAUUGCGGCGGCAUCGUUGAACGGAAACAUUACGGUGUUCCAUGUGAAGACCGCCCAACAGGUGGCGUCCAUCGAGGGACGAAACGACAUGGGCGGCACGGUGUCGGAAACGGACCUUAACACUGCGCAGAAGAAUCUUCUGGGAAGAGCAUUCACAUCCAUUUGCUAUUCGGCGGACGGCGAAUGUAUCCUGGCGGGUGGCAAGUCCAAAUACGUCUGCAUCUACAACGUGCGAGAAGCCAUUCUGCUCAAGAAAUUCCAAAUCACCCAGAAUCGAAGCCUGGAUGGGAUGGACGAAUACAUGAACCGCAAAAAUUUGACCGAAUUCGGCAACAUGGCCCUCAUUGAACAGCGAGAGGCACUCGAGGGUGGCAACGUAGCUAUUCGUCUACCCGGUGUUAAACGAGGCGAUCUUUCCGCGCGGAACCUUAAACCCGAAGUCAACGUCUUUUCCGUACGUUUCUCCCCCACCGGUCAAUCGUGGGCCGCUGCCUCAACCGAAGGUCUACUGAUGUAUUCCCUCAACAAGGGAAUCGUUUUCGAUCCGUAUCAACUCUCGGUGGAAAUUACUCCGAAAGCUACCAGAGAACUGCUCAAGAAGCAGGACUACUCGGCGGCUCUGAUCAUGGCGCUGAAAUUGAACGAGAACGGACUGAUUCACGAAGUGAUCGAGAAGGUGCCCUAUUGCGAUGUGGAAUUGAUUAUACAGUCUCUGUCGGAUGAAUUCGCUCACCGGACUCUGAUGUUCGUUUCGAAGAUCAUUGCCCCCAGUCCCCACAUAGAAUUCUACCUCAAGUGGUCCAAUCUGCUACUGACGAAACUGGGUCAACAGGAAAACGUGCUUACCCAGCAGACGCUGGUGCUGCUUCACCAGAAUCUGAACCGGAAAUACGAAGCAUUGAAUAAGAUAUGCGACUUCAACAAGUAUACAAUCCAAGUGUUGAAAAACAUGAGCUUGGAUAAAGAAAAGAAAGACGAACGAAAGCGACUAGAUAUGGCGAACGAUGGUGGCGAUGAAGAGGUAAGUGAUAGCGAACUGAUGUUGAUGGAUGGAGAUCGUGAUCAAGGGAACAGCGACGACGAUAGUGAUGGAGACGAUGUUUCGUAGGAAUAAAAGUCUUAACACGUUAUGCAA